AUGGCCUCGAAAUUAAUCGUACUUGGAGCCGUGAAUGGGCAAUUGCAACUUACUUUCAACAAACUCUCAACUUUGCAUGCAAAGAACAAAUUCUCCUUAGCAAUUGUUGUUGGCAAUCUAUUCGCAGACGAUGAUGAAGCUGUGUCAGAGCUCCUCGCAGGAAAUAUAACUGUCCCUCUUCCUACCUACUUCACCGUCGGAACAAGUUCACUGCCUCCCAGAAUCAUUGAGAAAAUCGAGAAGGAUGAAGAAGUAACCCAAGCCUUCAUUAUUUGCCCCAAUCUUCACUUUCUAGGAAAGCGAAGUACGACGAAGACUUCGGAGGGUGUCAAGAUUGUGGCGUUAGGUGGACAACUUGAUGAGACAAUCGUUGGAGGCAUAUCACAAGAACAGCACCUACCCUUCCAUACUGUUGCUGAUGCGAAGGCUCUCUAUGGAGCAAACACCACCGAUAUUCUCCUCACGACGUCCUGGCCAGCUUCUAUUAGAAAUGGAUCCAAAGUCGAACUCCCUGCAGGAACCACGGCCCCAACCGGUCAAGAGUACAUCUCCGACCUAUGUGUUAAACUUAGACCUCGAUACCACUUGUCCCUAUCUCCCGACUUCUUCUAUGAGAGAGAACCAUUCUUUCAUAGCGCGACUCAGGAGGAGCCUGAUAUCAGACCAAUUACUCGCUUCAUAUCUUUAGCUCCCUAUGGAAACCCUACCAAACAGAAGGCCAUUUACGCUUUCUCUCUUCGGCUUUCGCCAGAUCGUAGUGCACCCUUUCCUGCUGGUACCACUUCGUCGCCGUUCUCCCCUCCCGCUGGUCCUAGAAAGAGAGCUGCCCUCGGUCCGAAGCCGUACUCUCGAUAUGGCCAGGAUAAUGACUACAGAAACAAGCGACAGAAGGGCCGCCGUGGAGAACGAAGACCACCUCCAGGUCCCGGGGAAUGCUUCUUCUGCCUGUCUAACCCAACCCUCGCUACCCAUUUGAUUUCUUCUAUCGGCGAUGACGCAUACUUGACAAUUGCCAAAGGCCCGUUGACGACUGCUGAUACGAACGCUGCACUUGGAAUCGAUUUUCCCGCCCAUGCUCUCAUCAUUCCACUUACUCACUCGCCGACCAUUGCAAUAAUCACUGAAGAGGACAAUGCGAGACAGAAGACCUUCACCGAGAUGACCAAAUUCAAGGAUGCUUUGCAAUCCAUGAUCGCCAAGCGAAGUGAGAUGAACCUGGGUGCCGUGACCUACGAGAUUAGCAAGGCUAAUGGUGUUCAUACCCAUUGGCAGUUUGUCCCAAUGCCGGUGGAGACUAUUCAGAAGGGUCUUGUUGAGGCCGCUUUCCGGGUUGAAGCCGAAAACCUCUCGUACCCUGAAUUUCAAGUACGAGAUCCAGGUAUUGGGCAAGAUGACGGCGAUUUCUUCCGAGUGUGGGUUUGGACACCACCAACUGAGGAGGGAGCUGAAGGUACGACAAAGUGCUUGACUAUGCCAUUCGAUGACAACUUGCGAUUCUCUUUGCAAUUUGGUAGGACCGUCCUGGCAAAAUUGCUGGAUCUUGAGAAGCGGAUUCAGUGGAGAGAUUGUGCGCAAUCCGAGGACGAAGAGAAGAAAGAUAUUGAGGCUUUCAAGACGGCGUUUAAGGAGUUUGAUUUUACACUUUAA
Molecule: messenger RNA, 1647 nt
Organism: Mollisia scopiformis
Lineage: Eukaryota; Fungi; Ascomycota; Leotiomycetes; Helotiales; Mollisiaceae
Exons: 3
Coding region: 1-1647 (548 amino acids)
Biological process (GO): mRNA splicing, via spliceosome
Cellular component (GO): post-mRNA release spliceosomal complex
Molecular function (GO): RNA lariat debranching enzyme activator activity
Source: RefSeq, a predicted model, not a curated record